Molecule: messenger RNA, 719 nt
Organism: Benincasa hispida (wax gourd)
Lineage: Eukaryota; Viridiplantae; Streptophyta; Magnoliopsida; Cucurbitales; Cucurbitaceae
Product: 37S ribosomal protein S27
Cellular component (GO): mitochondrion
Source: RefSeq, a predicted model, not a curated record
ACUCGUGGAAUGGAAAGGGUUUUUUUUAAGAAAAGAAGUGACUCUGUACUCCGCUGAUUAUCUCUGGACACUCUCCACCCUAGUCGGCGGCGGCGAUUACGUCCUCCACCAACUCCGGUUGCUAGUUUUACACUUUCAGUCUCUCUCUCUGUCACUGUGUUCCCUUGGUGAUGUACGUAGGGAAAACCGGAAGAGAGGAUGGCUACUAAUGGCCUGAAGAGUAUGGUUGCUGCAGCAGUCAAUAUGGGAGUGACAGAAGCAAGGGCAAGGAUAUUUGGUCACAUACUUAACCCAACAGGUCAACGAUCUACCCACAAGCUUCUGCGCAAAAAACUCAUUGGUGACAAAGUAGCACAGUGGUAUCCAUAUGACAUCAAGAAGGAUGAUCCUCUUGUCAUGGCUCGCCAAGAACAAGAGCGCUUGUCCAAGCUUGAAAUGCUAAAGCGUCGUGGUAAGGGACCACCUAAGAAGGGCCAAGGUAGGCGUGCAGCCAAGCGCAACAAGUAGAGUCAAUGACAGUGGAAUUGUUCCUGCCAGUUAUUUUUGUUGUUUUUUUCUUAGCAAGUUUAGCUUAUGGACCAGGUUCGUCAUGGUUGUAAUGACUUCUUUUCAUUAUGAUCAAUUUUUUCUAUGAAUGUAAUUUGUCCGAGCAAAUUAAUACAUACUAGAAAUCAGCACACAAUGCAUAAUGUGGAAACGAAAAGCAUUAAACAGAACAA